AUCAUUCUUUAAUUAACAUGUAACUUGUAUGAUCCAAAGUCCAACAAAGAAGUAAUACAAGAAAAUCCUGAUGUGAUUAAAAGCAUACUACUAUCAAAUAAAUAAAAACACAAUUUAUUGAUGAGAUUACAGAGUAUACACACUAAUAUAUAUAUACAACUUUGAUGGCAUGGAAAAUAUCUAAAACCUUAGCUCUCUGUUAUUACCAAUCAUAAUAUGUGGGAAUGAUCUGUAUGGUGCCAACUCAUAGAAGGCCACUUCCCUCCUUUCUUGUUUAAUAUUACCUUCCAAUCAACUUCUCUCUCUCCUUCCUUGUGUGUUUUGAUGUUAUUUAGCUCUAUAUAACCUUGUAAUAUUCGUUUUCACUUAACUUUCCUUGAAAAGCAAGAACAUAUCUGAAUUCUCUCGAGUGAUGGCGGUGGAGGAAGUAAAAGCAGUCGAGUCCAAGCCUUGUGCCGAGUCCCCGCCUCCGGCGGCCGAGCCGCCAAAAGACGUGGCUGAGGAGAAAGCUGUGGUGCCGCCGCCACUACCUCCGGCGCAGGACAAACCAGACGACUCCAAAGCUCUAGUCAUAGUUGAAAAACCCGAAGCUGCUGCCGAAGAAAAAAAAUCCGAGAAGGGCUCCAUAAACAGAGAUGCUGAGCUAGCCCGAGUAGCUACGGAGAAGAGAUUGUCGUUGAUCAAAGCAUGGGAGGAAAGUGAGAAAUCAAAAGCUGAGAACAAGGCACAGAAGAAAAUGUCGUCUGUCGUGGCUUGGGAGAAUAGCAAGAAAGCAACUCUCGAAGCUGAGCUGAAGAAGAUAGAGGAGCAACUGGAGAAAGAGAAGGCCGGGUAUAUUGAGAAAAUGAAGAACAAGAUUGCUGUACUCCACAAGCAAGCAGAGGAGAAACGAGCGAUGAUUGAGGCGAAGCGUGGAGAGGAACUUCUCAAAGCAGAGGAGACGUCAGCAAAAUAUCGCGCCACGGGCACUGGUCCAAAGAAAUUACUUGGAUGUUUCUGAAGGUGAAAAGGGGUUUGAAGCUCAAGUUGAUUUGUACAUUGUUUUGUUAUGGGAUUUCUAUUUAUUGGUUGCCAGGUUCAUUGUGUGGUAUUCUGAUGUAGAAUAUGAUUGUCUCUUGUUGAUUAUCUUAUGCUUGAAUAGUGAUUUAUUUGUUUAUAUAAACUAGAAAUGAAGUUUAUAAGAAAAUUUCACAUGAAUUUUUUCCUAGAAA
Messenger RNA from Salvia splendens (bonfire salvia), 1211 nucleotides. RefSeq names its product remorin. The transcript has 5 exons. The coding region runs from base 413 to 1000 and encodes 195 amino acids. The record is from RefSeq and is a predicted model, not a curated record. NCBI's taxonomy places the organism in Eukaryota, Viridiplantae, Streptophyta, Magnoliopsida, Lamiales, Lamiaceae.